AUGGAACUUGGUUACAAAAUCAGAGGUGCUGACCUGAAACUGUUCUUUAUACAUGAGCACAAAUUCGAGCCUCUUUGUGGAAGCUCUAGGGUGGUGAGAUCACGAUUUCUUCCCAACUCUUGUGGGCUACCUCCAGGCCCACCCAAAUGGCCUCUCUUUGGCAACCUUCUCCAACUGGGCCAACUGCCUCAUAGGGACUUCGCAAGCUUAUGUGAGCAGUAUGGGCCUUUGGUCUACAUUCGAUUAGGCCAAGUUGAUGCCAUCACGACCAACGAUCCAAAUAUAAUACGUCAAAUUCUUCAAGAUGACGUGUUCGCCUCCCGACCACGAACCCUGGCGGCUCAACACUUGGCCUAUGGCUGUGGUGAUGUGGCACUUGCUCCUAUUGGCCCAAAAUGGAAACGUUUACGAAGAAUCUGUAUGGAACAUCUGCUAACCACAAAGAGGCUCGAAUCGUUUGCGGGCCACCGGGCGGAUGAAGCCCAACACUUGGUGAAACAUGUGUGGGAUGUGGCCCAAAAAGGAGAGGUGGUCAAUAUGAGACAUGUAUUGGGUGCGUUUUCAAUGAACAACGUUACUAGAAUGUUGUUGGGGAAGCAGUAUUUUGGGGCUGAAUCGGCAGGCCCACAAGAAGCCACGGAGUUCUUGCACAUAACUCAUGAGUUAUUUUCGUUAUUGGGCCUCAUUUAUUUGGGCGAUUAUCUGCCCAUUUGGAGGUGGAUCGAUCCGUUUGGAUGUGAGAGGAAAAUGAGGGAGGUGGAGAAAAGAGUUGAUGAUUUCCAUUCUAAGAUACUUGAGCAACAUAGGAAAAGAAGAAGAGAAAAUGAUGAGGGUGACGUGGAUUUUGUCGAUGUUUUAUUAUCUUUGCCUGGUGAAGAAGGGAAAGAGCAUAUGGAUGAUGUAGAGAUCAAAGCACUCAUUCAGGACAUGAUAGCGGCUGCAACAGACACGUCAGCAGUCACCAACGAGUGGGCCAUGGCAGAAGUGAUCAAGCACCCACACGUCCUGAAGAAAGCCCAACAAGAGCUGGACUCAGUGGUGGGCCCAAAUCGUAUGGUCCAAGAGUCAGACUUAGCCCACCUCAAUUACCUACGUUGCAUAGUCCGUGAGACAUUCCGGAUGCACCCAGCCGGCCCAUUUCUCAUCCCACACGAGUCAACCCAAUCCACCACAAUCAACGGCUACUACAUCCCGAAGAGGACACGUGUCUUCAUCAACACGCAUGGGUUGGGCCGCAACACCAAGAUCUGGGAUCGCGUUGACGUGUUCGAGCCGGAGAGGCACUUAUUAGCAGAUGGGAGUCGAGUUGAGAUUAGCCACGGUUCCGACUUCAAGAUACUUCCAUUCAGCGCUGGAAAGAGAAAAUGCCCAGGCGCGCCACUUGGCGUGACACUGGUGCUAAUGGCUCUGGCUCGACUCCUACACGCCUUUGAUUGGAGCCCACCCGAGGGCUUGAGACCCCAAGACAUCGACACGAGUGAGGUGUACGGGAUGACCAUGCCCAAGGCCCAACCUCUACUUGUUCUUGCAAACCCUCGAUUGGCGCCUCAUUUGUAUGGUUGAGUUUCAAGUGUUAGGGUAAGCCCAUACUUAUUGCAAAGGUAAUAUUUGCAAUGAAAUUGUGCUUAAUUAAAACAUUAUAUUAUAAUUUAAAAGACAAUAUUUUUAACUUGUAAUUUUUAAUUAACUUCAGUGUCAAACUAGAUCGAUGCAGGUGAAGAAUGUACUUUCCUUUGCUAAAUGCUUGCUCAACCUAACACGUUUGGGGUCGAGACAAUAAAGACCUCCUAGAAUAAAAAUGAUUAAUGUACAUUUUUAAUUAUGCUUCAUACAUAUGGUUGAUAUGAUGAAUAAAAAUGUGUCUUUAUUGCUUUCUAUCUUGUAUCUUGCUCAACCAAUUUUUGUCCAAUCUCUUGAAUUAGACAAAGAUUUACGAAAAAUCAAA
Molecule: messenger RNA, 1945 nt
Organism: Striga asiatica
Lineage: Eukaryota; Viridiplantae; Streptophyta; Magnoliopsida; Lamiales; Orobanchaceae
Source: the annotation of a GenBank genome assembly